CGCCAGUGCAGUUUCACGGGCGUGAUAACAUAUCGUGAAUAUUAAUAAUUCAUGUGUAUAUACUCCGCCUGCUGUAUCAUAUAAAUGGCGUUUCUUAUAAAUAAAUAUAAAAUCUAGUAUAUUAUAUAAAUACUAUACCAUGUCGCUCUAGUAGGAAAAAAGUAAAAACUUCUAAGAUACAUAUGUAACUAAUGUCGUCAAUAAAUUAUGAACAAAGAACACCAUACAUGCAGAAAAUCGGUCUAAAUACAAACAGCAGGAGAAUUAAAAGAAAACCUCAAAAGCUUUGUCCUGGUUGUAAAGAAACGGACGAUUCUGUCAAGAUAUUUUCUAAUAAAGUGAAUAGGAUAGAAGAAAUAGUCAAUAACUUUCAUAAGAACUUUACCAGGAAGACUAAUCGAAUCUCCAUAUUCCGUGCGAAGUUUACUUUAAACAAUAUUCCUUGUGAAUUAGAGUACGAUUUAUCGAAUUUCACGUUAGAAAGUUUACAAAAAUUGGCUAACUUUGCAACUCAAAGUUGCAAUAAUGACAACAAAGGUAUUAAUAACAAACCUUCCAAAAAGAAUGAUUAACGCGUUUUCGAAUAUUAAAUUGAAUAUUCAGUUCUAUUAAGAUUUUUUUUCCAAUGUAAGCAUUUUCAAUUAAUAGAAAUUAGUUUUUUAAAUUAUGCUUUUAUUAUUUUAUUUUAUAUUUUUUAUCCGAGGGCUUUAGUACAAAAAAUACAAUUUUAAUAGUACGAGAAAAAUUCGCAAACACAAUUUCGUAAUCGUUAUGUUAAGGAAUAAUUACUAAGAUUUUAAGAUAUAAGAUUCAUUAAUUUUACAAUAAAUACAACAAGUGUUUCACUGCAACUAAUUUAAGCCAAUGGCUAAAUAUUAAAAAA
Molecule: messenger RNA, 883 nt
Organism: Rhizophagus irregularis DAOM 181602=DAOM 197198
Lineage: Eukaryota; Fungi; Glomeromycota; Glomeromycetes; Glomerales; Glomeraceae
Source: RefSeq, a predicted model, not a curated record